AUGGUCGCCCCGUCAUCGGGCACAACCCAGGUAGAAUGCGAGCCGUAUCGCCAUCCAUCUCACCAAACAUACCGAAUCCCUCAGUCUAACCCGUCGACGCCCUACGACCAAGCCGAGCCCAGGUCUGUUUCUUCCCAGCGGUCCAGCUCCCACUCUCGCGUCCCACAACCAUCGUCAUCGUCAACUCCUUCCAGCCAGCCGUCGCAGACACCUAACCAGUUCGCAUCGUCGGCAUCAUCAAGAGGUACUCCACAGGGAACUCAAGUCACUCCUCAAGUCACUCCUCCAACCACCCAUGUUAGGAAUUCUUCGACCGUCUCUUCCAGUGCUCCAACUACUGCCGCCUCGACACCAGUACGGCACCGUAGAUCGUCUUCCCUUCAAAACACAUCAAUGGCUCAGCCUUCAAUCGUCGUGUUAAGAGAUCUAGCUCACCUGGCUGAACUGGCUAGAGCGGAUGCCAAUAACAAUGGUUCUUCGCAGUCGUUCCCCAGAAGGCGAGUUAGGUUCAGCGAUACUCGAUUCGACGUCAGCCAGAUGGCUGUUCCUGACAUCAUCGAGCUUGUUUCCGCCCUACUGACCAAGAUCACAACCACCAAUGAUCGGAACCAUGAAAACCUCCAUCGAAAUAUGCCAGCCGCGGAUGGCUCUGGUAACCUCCCUGAACAAGCAACUAGCGUUUUGGCCUUUCACGGAAAGAACGUCCCCACUAUCACUAUCCAUAGCUACCUCAGUCGGAUCCAUCGUUACUGUCCAACAACAUACGAGGUUUUCCUCUCCCUAUUGGUUUACUUUGACCGGAUGACCGAACGGAUCAAUGCUGGAACUGUUCACCAGGUUAACAACAUCAGGCCCGCUACUCCCGGAUCCGCCACUGUCCCUCCUCAGGAUGCUGCUGGAGAACAUAGCCAAGGUUUUGGAAACUUCUUUGUUGUCGACAGCUACAACAUCCAUCGUUUGGUUAUUGCUGGUGUCACCUGUGCUUCAAAGUUCUUCUCGGACAUCUUUUACACCAAUUCUAGAUACGCUAAGGCAAGCAAACCAUUCUCCAACCAUUCGCAUAGUUUUGAAGUUGGAGGAUUGCCACUAGUAGAGCUGAAUCACCUGGAGCUCCAGUUCUUGACACUGAAUGACUUCCGCCUGUCCAUCCCUGUCGAGGAACUGGAAUCGUACGGUAACAUGUUGGUCCAGUUCUAUGCUAGGGAGGAGCUGGCCAACCGUCCAGACUUCGCUCCAGCGACUCCAGCAACCGAAUGA
Messenger RNA from Orbilia oligospora ATCC 24927, 1257 nucleotides. RefSeq lists its product as uncharacterized. Gene Ontology annotation, biological process: regulation of cyclin-dependent protein serine/threonine kinase activity. Gene Ontology annotation, molecular function: protein kinase binding; cyclin-dependent protein serine/threonine kinase regulator activity. The record is from RefSeq and is a predicted model, not a curated record. Gene Ontology annotation, cellular component: cyclin-dependent protein kinase holoenzyme complex; nucleus. Lineage: Eukaryota; Fungi; Ascomycota; Orbiliomycetes; Orbiliales; Orbiliaceae. The coding region runs from base 1 to 1257 and encodes 418 amino acids. The transcript has 2 exons.